Molecule: messenger RNA, 822 nt
Organism: Lachancea nothofagi CBS 11611
Lineage: Eukaryota; Fungi; Ascomycota; Saccharomycetes; Saccharomycetales; Saccharomycetaceae
Source: the annotation of a GenBank genome assembly
AUGAGGUUUCAGCUAUUGGCGUCAAGAGGUGUGGCUUCUGCUUCAAAGCCUGCAAAAAUUAAAGCCGGCUUGAUUCUCUCAAGGAUCCCAAUCGUGACGCCAGAUUUGACGACGCUGGAAAGACAAUAUUAUGAGUAUCAAAGUGAGCUGGAGAGAAGGCUUAUGUGGACAUUCCCACAGUAUUUUUACUUUAGGAAAGGCACGCUGGCUGAGAAACGAUUUUUAGCGGCUCAAAAAGGUCCAGUGAGUAAACAGCCGGGCGUGUGGUUUCCUAAAGGAGUCCCGGAUAUCAAACACAACAGAGAAAGAAGCCUGAAGCAAGAGGUAAGCCUUCCACAAAGCUCGAGCUCUGAAAGCAACGAAGGAGUGAGUAAGAAGGAUGAUAUUUCCAGGCCUGUUGUGCCAAACUCAAGACUUACUCAUGCUGACGAGUCUAACGAUGUUCAAAGUUUAGAACGUAAAUUGAGCUCCACGUUAUACCUGUUGGUGAAAAGCGGUGCCGGAAAAUGGGCUUUCCCAAGUUUCCCUAUAGCUACCGAGUCUGCACCCAAACAACCUUUGCAUGUCACAGCCGAAUUAGGCUUAAGAGUAUUAGGUGGUCCAAACAUUAACACUUGGUCAGUCUCAAGCACUCCUGCCGGCGUUUUAGGUGAUUCUCAAGCAGCAGAAUUCCUGAUUAAGUCCCAUAUUAUCUCUGGAAGAUUUGAACUUCAAUCGAAAUCUCAAUAUGACGAGUUUGCUUGGUUGACUAAAAAUGAAAUUCAACAACGUGUAGAUAAUGAAUAUUAUCAGGCGCUUUCAUGCCUACUGGCAGACGACUGA